GCUGGGGGUGGCCACCAGGGGGCGCUCUCCCCCUGCAGUCAGUGCCAACCCCAAGGCCUCACGGUGGCAAUUUUCUGGGCCAACCGGAGAUUUGCUGGAGCUGACGUUCCCUGGGUGCCAAGGGACGUUUUCCCUGGGCCAGCAAUGGCCAUUUUUCAGCUGGCCCCUCGUUUUCCUUCCUCGGUCUGCGUCUCUGGCACUGUUUAUUUCUCGCGCCCGUGGCUGGCGCUGGGCCCGCUGAACCCAGCAGGGGUGCGCCCGCCCCAGCAGGGCCACCUCACCCUGCCGUGCUUUCUCGCCUUUCUCCUUGGGGUCUUUUUUCCUAGUUCAUUCGUCCCUUCUCCCUCCCUCCCUCCCUCAUGUUUCAGGGGAGCCCCCUUCCUUCCUUUCCCAACCCCUCUGUCAAGCUGCCCGUCCCACCCGCCCCGUGGCUGGAAGAACCAGGUCGCUCUUUGCAGCUCAGACAGAAGCCAGGAGCAUGCGCCCCCCGCCAGGGGCCGGCCGGCUCAGCCCCACAUACCGACCUAGCAGGGUGCGUGGAAUGCGGACAGAGCAGACGGCACAGGCCAGACACACACACACACACGCCCGCCAGCCACGCACGCACCCGCCCCAGCCAGGGCGCCGCCAGCCGCCGACCCCACCAGACCCCGGGCAGCAGGGGGCACAAGGCCAGCGACAGGGCAAUCGGACUCCCCUCCCAGCCCUUCCGCCACAGCUUGGGGCUUGGAGAGUCGGACGAGAGGCGCACCGGCCAAAGCCAUGGACUGAUAGAUCUGUCUGGGGACAGACGGGUAGUCUGGGGACAGACAGACGGGGGAUCUGGAGGACGGACGACUGGCCAGACAGACUGCCGGCCGAGAGAAAUCUCCUCUCCUGCCGUCGGAUCCAGCCCUGUGUCCAGCCCCCCAGCCAUGGACCCCCCCUUCAACGUGUCGUCCCCCUCCAACGGCUCGCUGGUGGGUGGGCUGCCGGAGGCAGCGGGGCUGAGCCUGCUGGGGGCGGCCGGGGCGGCCGGGAACCUGUACACACUGGCGGUGGCGCGGGCCGGGGCCGUCCCCUCCCCGCUCCACGUCCACAUCGUCCACCUGGCGCUGGCCGACCUGCUGUACCUGGCCGGGGUGCCCUUCGUCGUGCACAAUGGGCUGGCGCGGGACUGGUGCUUCGGCGAGGCCGGCUGCCGGGCCCUGCUCAGCCUGGACCUGCUCACCAUGCACGCCAGCAUCUUCCUGCUCACCCUGCUGAGCACCGAGCGGUGCCGGGCCGUGCGGCGCCCCUUCCGGGCUGCCCGCCGCUCUCCCACCCGCCGCCAGGCCCUGGCUGGGGCCGCCUGGGCCUCCGCCUUCGCCCUGGCGCUGCCCAUGAUGCUGAUGGUGCGGCAGGAAGAGCGGGCGGCAGAUGACGGCCGGGUGCGGCGGCUCUGCGUGCCCACCUGGCACGAGGCCCAGUACAAAACCUACCUCACCGUGCUCUUUGGCACCAGCAUGGUGGGGCCCGGGCUGGCACUCGGGUACCUCUACGGGCGGCUGGCGUGGGCCUACUGGCUCUCGCAGACCCAGGGAGUGCUGGGCCCCCGGCGGGGGCCGAAGCAGAGGGUCUUCCUCCUCAUUUUCCUCAUCGUCGUGGCCUUCUGGGCCUGCUUCCUGCCCUUCUGGCUCUGGCAGCUGGUGCCUCUCUACAGCCCGGGCACGGCCGCCCGCUUGCCCGUGGCCACCGAGAUCUACAUCAACCACCUGGUCACCUGCCUGACCUACAGCAACAGCUGCAUCAACCCUUUCCUCUACACACUGCUGACCCGCAGCUACCGCGACUACCGGCGGGUGCAACGGGCUGGGCGCAGGGCGGCGUCGCGGGCACAGGACGCGGGGCGCUGAGCAGCCAACAGACCUCCACAGGAGCGGUGCCCCCCCUGUGGCAAGCCCUGGACAGGGCCUCACCUCACCCACUGCCCCAUGAGGACUAUGCAUCAGCCCCCAGUGACCCCUCGACCCCACGCAGCCGGGACCGGAGGAAAAAGGAAUAGGCCCGGCAAGAAACAAGGCGCCAGGACUCCUGGGUUCUCCGCAGCCCUCUGCGCUGGGAGGGAGGGUGGGGGCAGGGA
This is a messenger RNA of Chelonoidis abingdonii (Abingdon island giant tortoise), 2101 nucleotides long. Lineage: Eukaryota; Metazoa; Chordata; Testudines; Testudinidae. The record is from RefSeq and is a predicted model, not a curated record.